CACAAACUCAACCCAAAAUCUUCAUACGUCGCUGGCAGGAACAAACACCACGCAAACUGUCAUCAAGCUUUUGGUAGAACUGACUAGACAUUGUUAACGGUGAAAUACGUUCAUUAAGAACAUUCCUCGAGGAGGUUGAAGGUUUUUUCGGGAGUUUUCGCAAAGUUUUAAGUGUAAGAAGAAUCCUGUAACAUGCCCAUGAUAAUUCCAGCUUUUUUUCUCAAAGUGCAAACUCACUCCAUUACCAAUCUCGCACUAGGUGCUCUUUGCUUCAUCUUCCAGAUUGCUGCUUUGGCUGUAAGUCCGCAUGAUGUCUAUGAACAAAUUGGUAUUGGCUUUUGGGGUGGACUUAUUCUCAUAAUCACUGGAAUAACUGCUUACAAAGCAGCAACCGGAGAAGCGCCAUUUCUUUUAGGGUGCAGUUUUGUGCUAUCAAUUUUCGCAUUUUUAACCAGCUUCUCUAUCAUGUGCAUUUUUGCUGCAUCGAUUGAUCAAAUGAAACGGUACAUUGAAAACCCAUGCACGGGUUACUGUACUGGACUAGGACCGGUUCCGGUACCCAUUUCUCCAUGCUCUCACUAUAGCAGUGCCCACUUGGCAUUUGAUUCGAUUCUACUUACGUGCGGACUGAUUGGUAUCCCGGUAAACGCUUUGUUAGUUUUGGCUGUUAUUUCAAUGUACAAUCCUCUUCCGGCCGCUACUCCUGCUACAUAAAAAACAAUAAGAAAUGUGUAUGUUUUUUUUAUGGUCGAAAGUUUCUCAGAAAGAAGUGUAGCCUAAGUCACGUUUCUUAGAUCCGCUUUCCUCCCGGAAAAUACACAUCGUUAUUAAAUACCAUAA
Daphnia magna is the source of this 840-nucleotide messenger RNA. RefSeq lists its product as uncharacterized. Gene Ontology annotation, cellular component: membrane. The transcript has 4 exons. The coding region runs from base 193 to 714 and encodes 173 amino acids. NCBI's taxonomy places the organism in Eukaryota, Metazoa, Arthropoda, Branchiopoda, Diplostraca, Daphniidae. The record is from RefSeq and is a predicted model, not a curated record.